Messenger RNA from Poecilia reticulata (guppy), 6132 nucleotides. It is a transcript of the gene rhoq, whose product is annotated as ras homolog family member Q. Gene Ontology annotation, molecular function: GTP binding; GTPase activity. Lineage: Eukaryota; Metazoa; Chordata; Actinopteri; Cyprinodontiformes; Poeciliidae. The record is from RefSeq and is a predicted model, not a curated record. Gene Ontology annotation, biological process: small GTPase-mediated signal transduction.
AAGAAUCCCUUUGUUAUAGUUUGUUAAACUAGGGGGGCCCAAACAGCAUCUCCCUUAGGGCCCCGACAAAUCCAGAAACGCCCCUGCUUUUUCUUCUUUUUUUCCUCCGAUGUGUUGCUAAUGAUGUAAUUUCUCCUAGUCCUGGACCCAGGAUCCCCCACCAGGAGGACUGCAGGCUGGUUUCUAGGUUUUAGAGAACAGGCUCCGCCUCUCCACCCAGCUUGUCCAGCAGCAGCGGCGGCAGCGGCGGCUCAGUGCGCCGGGGAGCGUCAGGCAGCAGGACACGCCGUGGACGGGAGCGGACCCGCCGGAUCAUAAAACACCAUCCCUCCUCGCCUUCAAGGGGAAAACACCCCCGCACAUCUCCUCAGACUGAGGAGGAAACAUCGGAACAAACUCCGGGUUGGAUCCGUAGCCAGUGACGGGCAGGAGGGAUGCUGCUCCAGCCCGACACGGUGCACCUCGCAGUCCGCCUCCGAGGCUGGUGAUGCCCGCCGCGGUGCGGGGAUCCCCACCCAGCUGCAGCGGCAGCAGGUCGGAACAACAGGGCGUCGGGGAGAUGAUGGUGGUUCGGCCGGGAUCAUGGCUAACGGAACCGGUUCUAUCAUGCUGAAAUGCGUCGUGGUUGGAGACGGCGCAGUGGGUAAAACGUGUCUCCUGAUGAGCUAUGCCAACGACGCCUUUCCAGAGGAGUAUGUGCCCACGGUGUUUGAUCAUUAUGCAGUGAGCGUCAACGUUGGAGGGAAGCAGUACUUGUUGGGACUGUAUGACACAGCUGGUCAGGAGGACUACGACCGCCUGAGGCCCUUGUCCUAUCCGAUGACAGAUGUCUUCCUCAUCUGCUUCUCCGUUGUCAACCCGGCCAGUUUCCAAAACGUGCGUGAGGAAUGGGUGCCGGAGCUGCAGGAGUACGCACCCAGCGUUCCUUACCUGCUGAUUGGCACCCAGAUUGACCUUCGUGACGACCCCAAGACGAUUGCAAAACUGAACGACAUGAAGGAGAAGCCAAUCGCCACGGAGCAGGGACAGAAACUGGCCAAGGAGAUCGGGGCGUGUUGCUACGUGGAGUGCUCGGCGCUGACCCAGAAGGGCCUGAAGACGGUGUUCGACGAGGCCAUCAUCGCCAUUCUGGCUCCCAAGAGGAAGAAGGGAUCCAUGAAGAGAAGACUGGGGCCCCGCUGCAUCAACUGCUGCUUGAUCACGUGAUGUGGCUGCUCCUCCGGAUCCUUCUAGUGAAACGCCACAAACCAAACAUGGACUGACGGCAAAAGAUGGAUAAAAUGCAAAGACAAAAACCAGGAGGAUUGACGGACAAAACAAGAGCUAGCUCUGAGACUCUUGAAAUACCAGAAGCCUCUCCUGAGCUGAGAAUGCCGUUUUUACCAAAGGAGCUCAAAACCCAUUGUUCUCUUCUUCUACAAGACUUUUGCCUCAAAAGUACCUUCUUUUAUAACCAUUUUAAUCAUUUUUUGUUUGUUUCUGUCACUGUGUGCCGUCACAGGAAAGACAAAAAGACAUUUCAGCUUUAAGAUGAAUGCUUCAUUCAUAAAUAUCUCUAUUGUUUUUGGAAAUAACUUUUAAGUUUAUCUCCAAAAUGAUGGAACAGAAUAAGUUUUUAGCUUUGAAAUUUUGUCACAGGAGACUCAGUUUUACAUUUUUAAUUUCAAAACUUUAAAUUCGGACAAAUUGUGGACCUACAGCUGCGUUAUUUUUAAGGUUGUUUUGUAGUGUGGCAUGCCAAAAUACUCCGAGGUAGAACAAAACUGAGGAGUUCACAAGAAAAUGAAAAUGUUUGUUAUCCAUUUUUAGAAACUAUAUUAUCUAGAGUUUAUAAGAUUGUAUCACUAAAUCAAAUAUCAUCGAGAUCAUAGUUUAUCAGCUGAUAAAUAACUUUUGGUUAUCAUGCAGUAACUUGCUAUGUUUUUAUCAAUUUAGAGAGAGAUUGUAGACUAACUCAUAUAUUUCCCAAAGAAUGCACACCUUUCAUUAAAGGGCAUAUAUCAUCAUUUUUUCACAUUGUUUUUUAAAAUAUGUUUUAAACAUUUUACAUACUUCUUGAUCAAGAAUUGUGUUUAGAAGCAUAAAAUAAAGGUGAGCAUAUUAUAGUUGGGAUGGCAAAAUCUUGAGCUCAAGAUUGAAUUCAACAAAUUAAGAUUUAUCAGCCGAUUUAUCCAGUCAGGAGAAGAAAUUUAGAGAAACUGUAACUUCAGUACUUAGCAAACCGGCACCCUACAAACAGAUUUAAAGGUGAUUCGUCUCAAGCCGAGUCUGCCUGUAAUUUAAUCCUGUUUCAAAUUUCUGCUUGUGCCAAUAACUCGGCAUUCAGAAAGCCGUAAUUUCUGCUCUGGUUCAGACCUGUAUUGUUAUUGUUCGCAGGCAAACACAAGUACGAUUCUCCCAACAGCUGUGUGAGACCGUGGUUAAGGAAAGUCAAAGUUUUCUCCAUAUUAUCACUCUGUCAAAAUGUUACUCUGAGGUCUCUCAUGCCACUCAGACUCUAUAGACCUUUAUGUAGUUACGUUUUCCUACAACACUGUAUUUUUUUUUGUCCUAAAAUGUAACUUCAAGCUAAUGCUACACCAAUCAAGAUAGAAAAGAUAAAAUACUGACAUAUAAUCAGACUACGGCUAUAAUUAGACUUUCUUUUCCAUUUGGCUCAGACAAAAAUAAAUAAAAAAACAAUUGCUAAUGGCUAAGAAAGCCAUUAGCAAUUAGCAAAAGCCAUUAGCUAAUUUUGCCUCUAAAUAUCCAGAAAGAUUGUUUAUAGAAAAAAUAUCUUAAAUUUAUGCAGUCUGUAGACAUUUGCAGAGGUUUUGAAUUAUAACAGAGUAUUAUGGCAAUACUCAGAAAAAAAGAUUUAAAAUUCACGAGAAUAAAGUAAUACAUUUAUGACAACAAACUCGUACAAAAAAAAGUCAGUAUUAAAUGAAAAAACAAGAAUAAAGUUGUAAUAAAGAUAAUAAAGUUGAAUAAAGUCAUAAUAUAGCUAGCUGUCCUAGCAAAAAACCUGAACUGUGGAUCAUCCUUUAAAUUUAAGAUUUAAAUAGUUUUAGAAGCACAGAGUGAAAAGUUUUCUGGCAGAACGACGGUUUUUGUGGGUGAGAAGCAAUCUGUUCUUUUUACUUAUUUACUUCCACGCUACUACAUAGAUGACCUUGAAUCCUAAAGUCAUCCUCUGUUUCAGUAUUUCCCAAUUUUAGUUUACUCAAAAAAAUAUUUUUGUUUGGGGAAAAUUGUGUUUCAAAAUCACAUUUUUAGGUUUUCUGCCUCUAAAAUUCGAUGAUAUAUGCCUUUUAAAAUCAUCUGGCUACUAUGACCCAAUACUGUCUACGGCACAACAAUGAAGCACAGCUGCUGCUGCUCCAUUUCCCAGCACAACAAUGCACAUUCCCUGUGCUUUCCAUCAUACCCAUUGUCCCAGGAACAGCUGUCUGAAGCACACAAGAUGCACACGGUUCCGUCAGGCACAGCAGGAAUAGCACACCAUGUCAGCAGGAACAAUCGGAGGUUUACUUUGCCCAAAUCCUGCAACAAGAUUCUCUUGUAGAUCUCCAAUAUCACCAAAUACAGUAAAGACACUAAUUAAAACAGUUCUAUGUCAAAUAAAAUGAAAUUUGGUUGCCUUAAAACUGAUAAGUUACAGUUUAAACAUUUAGAAACCUAUAUAUACAGAAACAUUUAUAAUGAGCUAGCUUUUGCUACAGACAUCAGUUCUUCACUGGUAUUUACCAAAAAUAUUUACAUUAGUUGGUCCUGCUUAGCGUUAGUUAACUGAAACAACUAACAAAGCUAAUGUUAGCUAUGUUAGCGCCUAAUGCUAGUUAGCUAGCUAGCUAAUCAAUGCAAGCUCAGCAUAAUUUACCGUAUGUUUUAAAAUGUACCGUUCAAAAUUAUGUCAAAUGAUUCUAAAACACAUUUAUAAAAUCAAAAUAUACUUAAACACAAAAUAUUACAAAAAUGAUAACCAAGAAAAGUUAAAAAGUUAAAAAGUAUGGUUUAGCAUUACUACAGGUUAGCACUUUGCCUUGAAAAAUACUUUCCUUGUUUUUAUAGAUUACAGAUGUAUGUAUAUUUUACAUCUGGCAAAAAGAUAAACAAUCACCACCUUUGGAUGAAUAUCAGGUCUUCACUAGUAUUUACCUAAAAACUUAGUUGGUGGCAUUUAGCUCGUAGCCUUAGCUUACUGAAAGAACUGACAAAGCUAAUGUUAGCUGUGUUAGCGCCAAACGAUAGCUAGCUAGCUAAUCAAUACCAACUCAGCUUUAUUUACCGUAUGUUUUAAAAUGUAGCUGACAAAGUUAUGAUGUCAAAAGGCUCUAUAAAAUGAAGAUAUAUUUCAACACAUAAUAUCACAUUAACAAGUAUAACCAAGAUCAGUUAAAAGAUAAGGGUUAGCAUAAGUACUGGUUAGCACUUUGCUUUGGAAAAACAACGCUUUAUUUGUUCUUAUAGGUUACAAUUGUUUCUGGCUAAAAGAUAAACAUCAAUCUUUGAUGGUCUGUCUUUAGUUUUACUUUGUAGAAUUUUCUCAAACUUCACUAGAUCUACUCAAUUAAAUGAGGAAUGGCCGUCUUGGACUUGUUCAGUGGCUACACACACCAGUCCAAAAUCGCAACAAGUAGCCACAGCUCCUCUUCACAUACUGUCAUGGCAUUGCUCUUGCUAAAAAAAGCUAAUCUCAUGAAUCAACUGAAAUAAACAACACGUUGUCCUCCUUUGCACAUGGAGAUUGGUAUGCUCUCCGAGUUGGGGAGAUGCGCACCUCCAAAUUGCGUGUAUAAACGUUUCCUCUUGCACGUCAAGAUUGAAACUGUUGGUGGAAGAGCGGAAACCUACCAAAUAUUUAGAAAACAUUAGCAAAUUGUGAGGAUCCUUCCUAAUGCUAGAGUUUCUGUAAUGGUAGAAUAGAAAUAGGAAAUAGAAUGGCCACGAAAGCAGUGUUCUGAGUAUUACAUGUGGAGUAAGGUCAUUCUUCUCACACAAAUGAGAUUUUACAAAUUUGCAACUAUUCAUUGACAGUAUCCUGUCUUAAUUUCCUUUGAAAAUGGCAUAAAGGAGUCUAGUUGCAGUUUGUCGAGCUCAGCUUGUCGACCAACAAGGAUUCAAAAAGGUUCCGGUUUUAAAACUCACAAUAGAGAAGGAGCCUAACUGGAACUGCUACUGACUUUUGGGCAAAAAUAACCCCGUACUCCAGUAGUCUGAAAAGGAUCCAACCAAAUAGAAGACAAUUUCAGUGAGGAAACUAUUAUUUGUUUGGUGCCAUCACCAUAAAACUUGUAAAGACAACAGCACAAAGAAAAUAACACACAUUUCCAUAAAUUUGGAGACUUUUCUCAAUCUAAAGUAGGCUUGGUGGCGAUGAACUUAUUGUUCAGGAUCAUGAUGCAUCAGUCCACCAACCAUGGAAACAUAUGCUUUAAACGGGAAAAACUGAUUUAUCCGCUGCUGUGAAAGAACAUUGGAGAAUAAAAUCCAGGCCUCAAUGAAUUCAAGUUACCAGAAAAUGCAUUGAUUUUUAUGUUUUUGAUUUGAAAAGACUGAAUAUUCUCCAACAACAGUAAUCCCAUUUUGUUUUUGUCAGUUGUUUAUUUUUUUUUUUUUUUGGUGUAAUUGUAAGUCACAUGUUUUAAAUAGUAAUUUAAAACUAUUGCUUUAAAAGAAUAGCUGGUGCUAUCCAAUUUAGGAAAGUCAACUCAACAGAUUUUAGGCAGAAACAAAAUGUGAACUUUUAGUGGAAACUUUAAGGUUUGUUUGUUUUUUUCUUGACCAGCCAAAUAUCAAAACGUUUGUCCCUUUUUAUUUAAAAUGCAUUUAAUUUUUCUAGCAUUUUUAAAGACAUUUCUCAAAGGUGCCAAUUCUCCCUGUUGUUUUGUUUCAUAUGACUAACUAAAGCUUUAACGUUGAAGGUGCUUCUUCUCUCUGUCCCAGCCUGUGUUGCGUAACGGUCCUGUCAGCAGCGCUGAUCACUGCACGAGGAGCGGCCGAGCCUCUCGGACAGUUUUGCUCGCUUUUGUCAUGUGAAGGUCCCCCCUCUCCGCCUCAGGAUCAAGGACCGAAGUGCCACAGCCAGCAAUGCAUUCUCCCAUUGAUGCUCCUCUUUUCUCAAUAAACUUGUUUUCUGUGUUAACAGUC